Messenger RNA from Topomyia yanbarensis, 3596 nucleotides. RefSeq lists its product as uncharacterized. Gene Ontology annotation, biological process: monocarboxylic acid transport; transmembrane transport. Gene Ontology annotation, molecular function: monocarboxylic acid transmembrane transporter activity. Lineage: Eukaryota; Metazoa; Arthropoda; Insecta; Diptera; Culicidae. The record is from RefSeq and is a predicted model, not a curated record. The transcript has 10 exons. Bases 808 to 3318 code for a protein of 836 amino acids.
AUCGAGCCAUUUUCAUUUCUGCUAUCGUCAGUGCUGCCUCGCUAUCAAACAUCCCCUCAUUCAUAAGAAGAAUACAAAGAAACCUAUCAGUUAUCUGUCGCCUAAGGUUUUUCCUGAAAGGGAAUCUAUUCCCUAGGCCGACCAGCGCAAUAAUAACGUUGUUUUGCCAGCCGUGCGGUUGAGUCGAGUUUUUUUUAUAAAGUCGGAAAAUUUAAGUUCGUUGGCACGAAAUUUUAGCUCAAGUGAAAACGUGAAGCCAUUCGCGAAAAAUCGAUAAUAAAACAGAACCAACGGGAGGCCAAAAUCGGGAGACGUCAGAAAGUUGGAGUACUCAGCAAUAAGACGCAAUUUUCCUAUUAUAUAGGAUAAACUAGACCAAAUUUAUCUAGGCAAUACAAUUAGUGUAGUUUUACAACUAGAAUUGUUCGUUCAGCUCGCGUUAAGCAAAAGUAAUCGGGAUCGAAUCGGUUCGGGCGUACCAGUCAGUGUGAAUAAAACAUGAUGUUCCUUCUUCGGGCCGACGACUGAAGGGAAGGGAAAAUCAAUUUCCUCUUCAGUGAAAACCCAAAACGUUAGGGUAUAAUUCAAUUAAAAUAGAUUAAUUUUACAAUCUCACGGUAAUCGUUCACGCAAACGAGGUUGAAAGUUGCAUACAUUCGGGCGUCUGACGGAUUGAAAAACGUGUACGACCAAAACGGCAAAGUUGGGUGCCAGCUGCAAGUUUUUAGCAUCAGCCGUCACUCCACAGACAAAUCCAAUGAAACCAAGUUUUAAAAACGGAAAAUUCGCAACAUCAAUCUAUGAAAAAUGUCUUUGCCAAAAGAGUGGAAUCUCCAGGCAUCGCAGGUCUGUAUCGAUAAACCUGUCCGACCUCAAAGUCUGUUAUCGGACGAUAUUGAGAUACAGCAGAAGUAUGAGAACAAGUUCCUUCAUGCCGUGUACCACCCGUCAAUUCCUGACCACUGCCGGGCACCGCUUAACGCAGCUAUGCUGGCCGAGUGCGACAACAGCGGAUCCCUGUUCUCGAUCCAGUCAGCACCGGUUGUGCCGACGGCCAACAGCACCGGAAUCCCCGACCCAAUGUUGGCCAUUGACCCGAUGGGACUGGAUGCCAUUCUGGACAGACAGCGAGAUUCUCACCCAGGCACCGGCAGUUCCAUCGGGCCGCUCGUCUUCCCUGGACACAGUGCCGGUCCCAAGGAGAAUCUCAAAGAUACCCUACUACGCCCUUCCUCUCUGGCAUUUGAUACUUAUUUUCAAACAAAUAAAUCCCCACACGCUGAAGCGCAACUGUCUACAGAACUGGACGAAGACGACAACGAAAAUCUAUUGACUGUCUCAAGCCUAACCGCAAGGCCAUUGAUAGCAAAGUCUCGAGAGAUCAGAAGCAAAAAAGAAAAGCUUCAACUGAGACGUAAGAAGGAAGUAUGCACCGAAACGAGCAGCGAGGACGAUGUGGAUGGCCCACCAGACGGGGGCUAUGGAUGGAUCAUCGUUUUCGGCGCCUUCUCGGUACAGUUCUGGGUAGCCGGUCUGGUGAAAUCGUACGGAGUGUUGUACGUAGAAAUCAUGGAAAGCUUCCCGAACUCGUCGGCUACCACAGCCUCGUGGAUUCCAGCCAUCUUGUCCGCUUUGUGUUUAGCUUUAGCUCCGGUGUCUAGUGCUCUGUGUCAACGCUUUUCCUGUCGCGUAGUCGUCAUCAUCGGUGGUGUCUUCUGUGGGCUCGGACUCACGUUGAGCUACUUUGCCACCAGCUUGUUUCAUUUGUUGUUCACCUUUGGAAUACUCACCGGGAUCGGAGGCGGUUUGUCUACCACUCCCGGAAUCGUCAUCGUAUCGCAGUAUUUCGAGAAGCGACGAGCUCUCGCCAAUGGAAUCACUAUCUCCGGAACAGCCGCUGGAAGUUUUAUAUUCCCAACAAUGAUUGAACGACUAAUCUAUUCCUUUGGAUUUCAUGGCACCCUGCUGAUUUUAGGAGGUUGUAUGUUGCACGUUUGCGUAUCUGGGGCACUCUACCGCCCAGUCGACGAAUACGCUCAGAAGAAACCCACUCAAUCCAGGGAAACAGUUUCCUUUUCCUCGAGGUUUGAUUUCAAAGAAAAUCUUGGACAUCUCAGCUCGUCGGAGGAUCAUCUUAGCCGACGAUGUCUGGAGGAUUUAUUUCUGGAUGACGCCAUUCGCGACAAAAACCGUAACAGUCUCAAUAUCGACAGCAAAUUCGUGAACGUAACGGAGAAAACGCUGCAGGAAAGCGAAGACGAACUGAAAGAUAUAAUCUCGAAUCCGAUCUUUCUGAAACCCAUGGCGUCGAUCAGAAGCUGCAGCAUACUGCACUCGGUCGAAGAUCUUAGUACCGAUUCUACCUGUGUAUAUAAGAACCGUGCCAGUGGGUACGAUUCGCACCGUAACAGUAAACGCAUCAAGCAACAGACUCUACCACCUAAGACGGAACAACAGCAACCACCGCAACUUCAAGGACUCCUAGGUCUGGGUAGUGACCCUGCAGAUAAGCCACCAUUGGAGUUGGACAACCCCGCCGUCAUCGGCAACAGCAACAUCACUUCCUCGCUAUCGCAGAACAACAAUCGUGGCUUGAGCAAGAGCAUGGUCAUACCGACGCCGGUUGGAGAUUUGUCCAACAUCUUCGAUGAUGAUUAUGCCGAAUACCGCCGGGGGCUGGUCGAGAAAAUAAGCCAGUACCUGGAUAUAUCACUACUACAAGACAUCACGUUCAUUCUUAUGUGCCUAUCGGUAACGCUUAUGUCGGUCGGGUGUCCGUACAUGCUGUAUUACCUGCCGGCCUACGCUAUCUCUGCCGGUUAUUCAAAGUCGGAGGCAGGGUAUUUGGUAGCAGUCAGCGCAGCACUCGAUUUGAUUGGAAGAUUAGCUCUGGGAUGGCUCUCUGACCUAGAUUUGUUCGACCGGAAAAAAGCUUAUAUCGUUUGUAUACUGGGAGCUGGAACGGCAGUACUUACAAUUGCCUCGACGAAAACGUGGAUUGUGAUCGUGUGCAGCGCCGGAAGCUACGGGCUAUGCCUCGGAAGCUGGUACCUGCUGAUGCCGGUACUACUGGCCGACCUAUUCGGAACCGACCGAAUCAGCUCCAGCUACGGACUGGUGCGGAUGUUUCAAAGUGUUGGUGCAAUCUCGGUGCCACCAUUAGCAGGUCUGCUACGGGACUUGUCCGGUGGCUACGAGAUCUGUUUCUACUGCAUGGGUGUGUGCAUGGUGCUCGGGAGUGUGCCGUUACUUGUGGUCAUUGUCAAGGAUGUGCUGGCACUCAGCGACAAAAAGUUGACCAUGGAUCGCGUGGCUUAGAUGCGGGAGAGGGACGCCGAGGGAUCACCGACAAUAUUACGUAAGCUAUAUUGGUGUGUCGGUAUGUAAGUUGUGAGUGUUUUUCUUUUUCUAGUAUUAAUUUAGUAUUGUACGAAGUAACAAAACAUUUGAUGAUUUUAUAUGUAACUGCAACAGACGGUAUUACAACCAAGUACGUGUAAGCGCGACUAUCGCGCACCUGAAAGGGUAGCACUAUCUCAUAAGUGAUAAUUUUAAGAAAUCGAGAAAAUAAAGACUAGCGCAGAUGCAAACCGAAA